UGAAUCCGGCUGAGCCUACGUGUACAGCGUCGAUUGGAUUGAGUCACAGUUGUUUGUGCGGCGAGGCUGGAGGAUGCCUUUCAUUCCCCUCCUGCUGACUUUGGUUCAGGGAGGCCAAGGUGUACGGGCCAAUGAGGGCCAGGGCCACAAUGGAGGAUUGUAAACUAGGCAUGCAGGUAAGAUUGUUGAUGCUGUGACCUCCCACACUACGCGCUGGGCGAUCGCGUACCCCCUGAUGGCCCACAUUGGGUUGGGUCGAGUCUGUCACCGAUAUAUCAGAUAUCGGCCACAGUGACCCCAGUGGAUGCCACGCCAACUCCUCCCAGACCAGACCGACCCAGCAGCUAUAAGGACUGAAUAACGUUCUCCAACCGUGCAAGCUUUAUUUUAUCCCUACUUGAUAUUCUGAUGAAUUCGUUGUCCUGUACUUGACCUGGAGACACGGCGGCAAGAUGGAACGCAUGGAGAGCCCGGGUAGGGAGGUUAAGAGCGAAGCUGCCGACCAAGACGCCUUCCACAUAAAGCUUAUGGCUCCUCCCGUUGGAACGAUAGGCGAGGAGUUUGAUGAAGCAAAAAAGAAGGCCUGGGAGGAGAAUCGCCAGAAGAUGGCGUUGAAAGCGGUCGUGGAGUACCUCGACUACAGCCACUUCAAGAAUCGCUUUGCGGAAGACGAGGGCCUGGCGGUCAUCGAGGUUCUCUUGGGCCAUCACACACUGGCACAGCAGAUUUGGCAGGAGUCAAACCAGCGCCACAUGCAAGGCUGGGGAAUCCGAAUUAAUCGGGUCCCAUCGCGGACCAAGGAAGAUGGCGACACUUGGAUCCAACGCGUGAGGGUUCAAUCGCCUCAGCUUCUUCUCCUGCUGUCCCGCUUGACUGGCCAUCAGGAACAGUGGGCUAACGCUGGCGCCCGAGUCUUCUACCGACCGUUUCUUUCUUUUCAUUAUUAUCUUCCGCAGAUGAAGAAAUGCCUAGAGAUUUUAGAAAAGAACUGGUCGGCAGCAGAUAAGAUGGAGGGCUCUAAUCUAGCUAUUCCAUCAAACGUCACCCCAAGGGCCCAGGACCGCCGUGGAGACGCUAAAGAUGAAUCCAGUCACGCAAGUGAUGAAUUCAGGCCCAUGACGCCCGAGGAAUCCGUGGUAGGGCCGAUCGCAGAUUCGGUUACAGCACUGCGCCAUGUUCGGACUUAUGUACAGUUCAUGGAGACGGAAAUCACUCCUCUCUGGGAGCGUGCAGCAGGAACAACGCAGCGCAAGGUCUCCUUCUUAGACUUGUGGAUGUUCUUCCAGCCGGGCGAGCUAAUUUACGUUCCUUCGCUGUCCGAAUCGUCCUCGGGACAGAUCUGGCCGGGGCCAGCCAAUAUCUCUCAAAAGGUUUGGAGGCUUCACACGAUUGGUCGUGACUCGUUUUCGGAGUAUACUGCUCAAUGUGAUAUCCCCUCCAAGUCGAGCCAGGAGCUCGAUCUCUGGUGCUAUUUUAUCGACUUUAACGGGGUCUCCUACGAGCCUUUUGUCGAGAGAUUCUCCAUCCGCUCCUACGAGGGUCUGCGGGAUAUCACCACGCUGAAGGUGUACCCCCUCCGUUUCUUCAAGGACAAGGACAAAGUCCUGGACGCUCAGCGAAAGCAGGGGCAGGAGUUUCAAAAGGCUCUGGAUCAGAAAUAUUUAUACUAUGAAGGUUGGACGCUCGCCUUUGAGCCCACAGACCACCAGAGGUUGUCCGAAGGGGGGAACACGGAGCACAUAGAUAGUCCGGUGAUGAUUGACUUUGUUGAAGCCCAUAAAUCGGAUGAAGGCCUCGCAUCAAAGUCGAACUUCACACUGGGAUGGUCUGAGGGCAGUUGGUCGGCAAAAGAAGAUCCGAUGGCGAUCAGGCAUUGGGACGACAGCGGAUACCAUGUGCUGGGAGAGUUCACGGAAACCAGACAGUUGGAGGAGAGAUUCGAGGAGACUUUCAGCAAGUAUGAUCUCGAACACAACACAUUCCUCCGAGAAUCCCGCGAAGGAAGCGUAACACAAGUUGGAGAUGAUGAUUUGGUUCUUCUACCUCGACGCGUUGUCGGAUAUACUUUUCACGAGCGGAGAUUCGUUCGGUUCGAUACGCGCUGGCUGCGGCCAAUUUCGAAAACCGAGAAUGUCUUCAAAGACUUGAGAAUCGACGAAAGCCACAAGCGCAUGGUUCGGGCGCUAGUCAAGACUCAUUUCCAACGUCAAAGGCUGAAUUUGGACUUGAUUCGGGGCAAAGGCUCCGGGCUCGUCAUUCUCCUGCACGGUGUCCCCGGGGUGGGCAAAACGGCAACGGCGGAGGCUGUCGCUCAGGCGAACAAUAAGCCUCUGUUUGCCAUUACUUGCGGUGAUCUGGGAUUUACGCCUGAAUCCGUAGAUACCCAUCUGAAGGAGAUCUUCCGUCUCGCACAUCGCUGGGGUUGUGUGCUACUCUUAGACGAAGCAGACGUGUUUUUGACGCGCCGAGAUAUAAGCGAUUUGAAUCGGAAUGCUUUGGUAUCAGUCUUUCUCCGAGUACUUGAAUAUUACAGUGGGAUUCUGUUUCUCACCACCAACCGGGUCGGCAUCCUUGACGAAGCCUUCAAGUCACGCAUUCACCUGACCUUGCAUUACCGAAAUCUCAGUAGGGAUCAGACUCUAGGAAUCUUUGAGACUAACAUCCGCCGGUUGCGACGAGCAGAAGAGGAUAAACGGAAACGACUUGCCGCUGACCCUGAUCUGCCACCCGCACCCACACUGAGGAUCGAUGACAUCAGUAUUCUAGACUAUGCUGCAUGGCACUACGACAACAACGAGGACCACCGUUGGAAUGGAAGACAGAUCCGGAAUGCCUUCCAAGUUGCAUAUUCGUUCGCUCAGUUCGACAUGCAGUCCGGUGCGCUGGAUGCAUGGGAUGAAAAUGCCGAAGAAAACGACGAAGAAACCACCCCGAGCCCUGAGGAAGAUAAACCAGUUCCAUCAGUGAAUGUCAAUCAUGUAAUGGACUACCAACAGUUCGAACUCAUCGCGAACACCAUUCGCCGGUUUGACAACUACCUAUUUGAAACCAUCGGGGAGACCGAAUCCGAGCAAGCCUUCAACUAUAGUCUCCGGGCCGACUAUCAUGACCCUGACGAGUUAGACGAUGGUCUAGUCUAUACCCCGCAACCGCCUUCCCAGAGAGCACGCCGGGGACGACAAUACAACUAUCCCCCUCGAGGCUCAUCUCGAGGUAGAGGACAGGCCCGAGGCGGUCCGUCCAGAGGUGGAAAUGGAAUGCCCCGGCCUGCGCGCCAGAAUCUUCCACGAGAGGCUUCUCCGACCCCAGCUUACAAGCCGCCGUCUAAAGAUGUCAUCGGUCAGCAGCAGGCUCGAAUGGCACCCCCCAGAGGCAGAGGGCCACAAGGAACGCCAAGGUCCUCUGCCAGCCCCAGGUCUGCUGCCCCCAGAGCUCGCGGUACCGGCGCCCCGAGACGACCCCCUGGGCAACGGUCUGCUGGGUAUCAGCCUGGUUAUGCUGACAGUGGUUCCCGGGAUAUGGAACGCUCCGACUACGAUGAUUACUUGGAUGCCGAGGGAUACGAGGAUGAGGCUUACGAAGGAUACGACCUCGCGGAAGAUGACCAAGAUGAUUACGAUAAUGGUUACUAUGGACAUUAGAUAGUCUAAUAGAGCCAACCGAAGUAGAUCGAUUUGCAAUUCAGCCA
This is a messenger RNA of Aspergillus steynii IBT 23096, 3688 nucleotides long. RefSeq lists its product as uncharacterized. Bases 453 to 3641 code for a protein of 1062 amino acids. The record is from RefSeq and is a predicted model, not a curated record. The transcript is spliced from 2 exons. Lineage: Eukaryota; Fungi; Ascomycota; Eurotiomycetes; Eurotiales; Aspergillaceae. Gene Ontology annotation, molecular function: ATP binding; ATP hydrolysis activity.